GGCAUCACCUUUUAUCGUCUCGACGGAAAAACCAGUACACAUUAGCAAUAUUUAUACUUGAUAUGGGUGUCUGAUGCUUUUACCGUAAGGAUCGUGUAUAAAGGAGCACCUCAGUUUUGUGUCCAAGUGAAUGUCAAUUUGAAUAUGGUUAAAGCAAGUGUGCUUAUUUUGGCAUUAGUUUAUUGUGCGUCCUCGUAUCAUCAUCACCACAACCAUGAUGACGAGUUCUUGGUGUCCACGCCGCUAGGUUCAAUUAAGGGUGCACCAUUGCAAACGGUACUGGGAAAGAAGAUUUACUCAUUCAGAGGCAUCCGGUACGCCAAGGCACCAAUAAAUGAGCUACGGUUUCAGCCUCCAGAGCAAGUGAAAGGCUGGGCAGGUGUUUAUAACGCGACCAAAGAUGGAGCUGCUUGCCCUCAACCCGAACUGAGCAACACCAACGAAGACUGUUUAUUUUUAAAUGUGUACACCACGCAGUUACCUCACAAGGGAUCGAAUCCCAACCGCCCCGUCUUGGUCUUCUUCCACCCAGGUGGAUACUACUCUUGGGGCGGAUACAGUGAGGCGUUCGGGCCGGACUACUUAUUAGACCAGGACAUUGUACUGGUCACGUUAAAUUACCGCCUGGCUUCCUUAGGAUUUAUGAGUACCGGCGAUAAGUUCGCGCCUGGAAAUAACGGCCUGAAAGACCAAGUGGUGGCGCUGAGAUGGGUGAAGCAGAAUAUAGCGUCGUUCGGUGGUAACCCGAACCUGGUGACGAUCUUCGGGUACAGUGCCGGAGGCGCCACUACCUCCUUAAUGUUAGUUUCACCAAUGGCGAAAGGCCUUUUCCACAGAGCGAUUAUAAUGAGCGGCUCCGGUUUUGGAAACUGGCCAGUGCGACCUCAUCAAUUCGAAUUGGCCCAAAAGCAAGCGCGCUUGGUGAACUGUCCAGAUACCGAUUCCGAAUCAAUUUUUAAAUGUCUUAAAACGAAGAGUGCAGAGGAAAUUGGAAACUCUCUAUAUGAAUUUGCUGAGUUCGCUUACGGUCCCAUUUUGAGCUGGCUGCCGGUCAUCGAGCCGGACUGCGGCCAAGAAAGGUUUCUGACCGACGACCCGGUAAAACUCCUUCUGCGAGGGGAGUUUGAAAGAGUUCCGGUAAUCACAACUGUAACCGCCGAGGAAUUCAAAUACGUAGCGUGGAACCUACUAGAUAACGCCACCUGGCUCAGGGAAAUGGACGAAAACUUCGAGAAAAUUGCGCCUAUUGAGUUCAUAUACGAAACGGACACCGAGAAUUCCAAGCACAUCAGUAGAGAGUUGAGGAAAUUUUAUUUGGGCGAUGGACCUUUGACUGAAAAGUCUCUACCUCAAAUUGGAAAGUUGUAUGCCGAUGGAGUCAUAGGGUUUGGCGUGAACAGAGCAGCUAAGUUGCUGGCAGCUAAAAAUUCAGAACCGACCUACUACUACAAGUUUAGUUACGAAGGGCGUUACAGUUUCCAUUACAAACCAAACACUACCACACCAGAAGGGGUGGUCCAUCAUGACGAUCUACAGUACAUUUUCUACAUUUCGCGCUUUCCACGGCUGAAGCCCUCUGAUCCAGAGUACAAAACCGUACAGAAGAUGACCAGUAUGUUGAAAAACUUUGCCGUAACAGGAGUUCCCAUCCCCAAAGCGAGUCAUUUGCUCGAUGACACCGAGUGGAAACCGAUUAGGCCGGGAAAUAACGUGUAUUUGGACAUUGAUGAAAAGAUGGUAAUGAAAGAAAACUUGUAUGAGGAUCGCUAUUCUGUUUGGGAGAGACUCUUUCCGUUGCCGAAAGUAUGAGUGCAAUCCGUUUUAUAAUAGAAAUUAUGAAAAUAAAUGCAAAUAGAGCUAUAGAUCAGUA
Messenger RNA from Photinus pyralis (common eastern firefly), 1870 nucleotides. Its product is annotated as esterase FE4-like. The record is from RefSeq and is a predicted model, not a curated record. The transcript is spliced from 9 exons. Bases 145 to 1809 code for a protein of 554 amino acids. Lineage: Eukaryota; Metazoa; Arthropoda; Insecta; Coleoptera; Lampyridae.